This is a messenger RNA of Eurytemora carolleeae, 591 nucleotides long. RefSeq lists its product as uncharacterized. NCBI's taxonomy places the organism in Eukaryota, Metazoa, Arthropoda, Copepoda, Calanoida, Temoridae. The record is from RefSeq and is a predicted model, not a curated record. The coding region runs from base 54 to 560 and encodes 168 amino acids. The transcript is spliced from 6 exons.
CAAUUACAAUUAACUGAAGCAAGGACCGGCCAGAGUUAUUUAUUUACAGAAAAAUGUUGCAAUUUGUACAGUUGUCCUUUCUCCUCCUCUAUACUGCAGUAUCAGGGUUUACAUUCUUUGGUGACACCCGUGUGAACCAGCUUCUCCAGGAAAAGGAGCAGGGUAGGAUAGUUCUCCUGGAUCCAGCAGCUGAGCUGGUCAGAGAGGAUCCUCCUGGUAGCGGCAGAAUUGUCCCUGUUAGAGUGGUAGAGUCGAUAGAGUUCUUGAGAGAGGCUGGGAGAAAACAGGAACAGGAUGAAGAGGAGUGGCAGGAGUCCGUGUUGAAUGAAUUGCAGGAGGACAAGGAUGUAUCCCAGGAGAAGGAGUUCGAAAAACAGGAGAUUGUUUAUAACAUUCUGGAUUCGGAGCUGGAGAAAACGCGACCUGUUCAGUCCCCGAUAUUGGUUCCAAUUCAAACCCGAAACCAAAAUAUUUACCACCGUCCAAUUGGGGCAUACAACCAGGUUCGCCCAACAGCUCUGUACAGAAGAGAAGGUUCAAGAUUGGUAUUAAUUCAGUAAAGUUUGCUUCAAUAAAACUAUUUGGAAAUAU